This is a messenger RNA of Bufo bufo (common toad), 5843 nucleotides long. RefSeq names its product collagen alpha-1(XII) chain-like. The transcript has 16 exons. Bases 587 to 4828 code for a protein of 1413 amino acids. The record is from RefSeq and is a predicted model, not a curated record. Lineage: Eukaryota; Metazoa; Chordata; Amphibia; Anura; Bufonidae. Gene Ontology annotation, molecular function: protein binding.
GAUAGCAGAGAGCCCCAGGCUGCAGCAUUUCACUCCGUGUCCACAGUUUCUACAAGUCCUGUACAUGUGUAUCCAGCUGUUGCUGUGUGUGAAGUCACCCAGUACAUGAAUACCUCCCUUCACUUACAGACUGGCUAUAGGACCCUGCAGAAUCCCUGCCCUCCCUGGUGUCUGAGUCCACAAAGGGUGUGUAGACUCUGAAAAUCAAACUUUUGCUUUUCCUUCCAUGUGGGGCACAAGGAGCCUUGGACGACUUUACCGCCUGUCUCUGCAGUUGCUGCAACCUGCCCCUCAAGACGACCUGCAUUCUUGUCCUCACAUGGUUAAAGCCGAAGUCAUUGGAGAAAAACUUCUCAUCUUCCCAAAGUGGGUGUAGCAGAGUUCUCCUGGCACUACAAAGACAGCUCCUGGGCAGGAAAGGGUGUCAGUCAUGAAAUUAAACUAGCCCCAUAAGAUACCCCAGGGAUGAGAUCCUUCCAAGAAGAAGAAGGAGAAGGAACCUGUGAUGCCCCCUGCUGAAGAGGACUAUGCCUGAUCUGGAGAAGACGUUUUGGUAGCUGCAAGUUUUGCCAACCUGCACUUUGAUAUGUUUGUCUUGCUAGUCUUCUGCCUGCACUCACUGCUCUCUCCUGCCCUAGGACAGACUAUCCCCGAAGCAGAUCAUUCCAGCUUCAUCCCAGAUUCCGAAGGUGACCUUUACUUCCUACUGGACAGUUCAGGAAGCGUCAGCUAUGAUGAGUUUUCCAAAGUCAAAGAGUUCAUUGGGGAUCUUCUACAACCCUUCAAGUUUGGUCCACAGGACGUUCAGGCUAGUGUUGUUCAGAUCAGCACCAAUCCUACACUGGAAUUCUCCUUGAACCAAUACCAUUCCAGUAAGGAUGUCAUAAAAGCCAUCCAGAAUGUACGGCAGCGAAUGGGGGAUACAAAUACAGGCAAAGCUAUUGAUUACGUAAAACAAAAUCUGUAUGCAGAAAACUUUGGUUCUAGGGGUGAUGUCCCAAAAGUUCUGGUUUGGGUGACAGAUGGAUUGUCCACUGAUGACAUCUCUACGCCAAUGAAGCUUCUCAAGGACAUGGGUGUUUCAGUAUUUAUUAUUUCCACGACGGGUCGAGGAAAUUUCCAGGAUUUAUCUGCUGCAGCCAGUGAACCAGAUGAGAAAUACCUAAAGUUUGUUGACAAGGAUGAUCUUGGCAUUAUUACAAAGGAGCUACGGGACUCGAUCAUUGAACUGAUUCAAGCGAAGAGACUUCAUGCAGUAAAUAUAACAACGACAAGUAUCCAGCUGACCUGGCCAAGAUUACUGUCCAAGGAUACAGGACAUUAUGUUUUAGAAUAUGUCCCGGUAGCUGAUCCAAGGAAGAAGUUACAGCACACUCUGCGCGGGGAUCAAACAAGCUUAGAGAUUACAGGGUUAACUGCAGAUACCAGUUACAAGAUCACACUGUACCCCGAGUCAAACAUUGAGUAUCUCCAGCCUCAAACCAUAGAAGUCUCUACUCUUCAAGAAGUGAAGGAAGAAAGGAAUUUGGAAGCCCUGAAUAUAACAACCACAAGUUUCUGGUUGACUUGGUCAAAGUUAUCUGGAGAUACAGGGACGUAUGUCUUGGAGUAUUCUCCAAUGUCUGACCCAAGAAGAAAGUUACAGAAGACGACAUCAGUGGAGGAGACUAGUGUGGUUUUUAGUAAUUUAACCCCAAAUACCACCUACAAGGUCACACUCAUACCUGAUUCCAAUGACCCAAAUAUUCAACCUGAAACAAUCCAAGUGUCCACGCUCCCAGAUUAUAUCCCAGCAAGAAGUCUAAAGAUUUUCAAUAUCACUUCCACCAGUUUCAAUGCCAGCUGGUCCAAGUUAGCAGGUGACACAGGACGUUACUUUCUGGAUUAUGCUUUACUAUCUUACCCAAGGAGAAAGACAAGAAAGACCUUCUAUGGAAACCAGACCAGUGUGGUGGUCGGCGGUUUAACACCAAAUACCACCUACCAGGUCACAUUUAUUCCUGAAUCCAAUCUGGAGGCCUCGCAGUCACAGACGUUCCCAGUCACCACUCUACCAGACAUAAUCCAAGCAAGAAAUCUACAAGUCUACAAUAUCACCUCAAGAAGUCUUCAUUUAAGCUGGUCCAGACUAGAAGGUGAUACAGGCCAUUAUAUAGUGAAUUAUGUAUCGGCUUCUCAACCACAUGCAACAUCAAAGAUGUCACUGCACGAUGAGAACAGUGUGGAAAUUGGAAACCUAAGACCAAACACCACCUAUCAGAUCACCUUUGUUCCAGAAUCCAACAGGCAAUACAUCCAGCGGCAGUCAAUAGAACUCACCACCCUCCCGGAACAUACCCGGACAAGGAAUUUGCAGGCUCAGGACAUCACAAGUACUGGUUUUAUCUUAACCUGGUCAAGGCUGCCUGAAGAUGAAGGGCGUUAUGUUUUGGAGUACGUUCCAGUUUCUGAUCCAGGGAGGACACAACAGAAAAUUGUGUAUGGAGAUGAGACCAGUGUGUCUGUAAUUGACCUGAGAUCAGAUACCACCUAUCAGGUCACAUUGAUCCCAGAGUACAGUGGAAAUUAUGCUCUUCCUGAAGUCAUCAUGGUUUCCACUCGAUCAGAACCAAUUCAGCCAAGGAGUUUGCAGGUCAUUAAUAUAACAGCGACGAGCUUCUUGGUAACCUGGUCCAGGGUUCCUAGAGACUGGGGCAGUUAUGUUGUGGAAUAUUCCCCAAUAUUGGAUCCAAGUGCAAAAUUCAGAAAGACCGUGCCUGGGGAUGUGAGCAGCGCGAUGGUUAGUAACUUAGCCUCCAAUACCACCUAUCAGGUCUCGCUUAUCCAUGAGUCCGGUGUCCAGUAUGCCUCAAUUCAAGUAUCUACUCUCAUGGAUCCAAUCAAAGCAAGAAACCUGCACAUUCAGGACAGAACAUCUACAAGUUUCCAGCUGUCCUGGUCCAGGUUGGCUGGAGACACAGGGCGCUACGUGUUGGAGUAUGCACCAUUAACAGAUUUAAGCAAGACCGUACAGAACGUUUUAUAUGGAGAUCUGACUAGUAUGUUCUUCAGCAACCUAAACCCAGAUACCGUCUACCAGGUUACCUUUAUCCCUGACUCCAAGGGGCACUUUAACCAGGUGCAGCGUAUCAGAGUUUCCACACUUCCAGAUCCAAUCAAAUCAAGAAACCUGCACAUUCAGGACAGAACAUCUACAAGUUUCCAGCUGUCCUGGUCCAGGUUGGCUGGAGACACAGGGCGCUACGUGUUGGAGUAUGCACCAUUAACAGAUUUAAGCAAGACCAUACAAAAUGUUUUAUAUGGAGAUCUGACUAGUAUGUUCUUCAGCAACCUAAACCCAGAUACCGUCUACCAGGUUACCUUUAUCCCUGACUCCAAGGGGCACUUUAACCAGGUUCAGCGUAUCAGAGUUUCCACACUUCCAGAACCAGAUCACCAAAGGAAUUUGCAGGCCAUUAAUAGAACAGCGACAAGCUUCUUGGUAACCUGGUCCAGGGUUCCUGGAGACUGGGGCAGUUAUGUUGUGGAAUAUUCCCCAAUAUUGGAUCCAAGUGCAAAAUUCCAAAAGACCGUGCCUGGGGAUGUGAGCAGCACGAUGGUUAGUAACUUGGCCUCCAAUACCACCUAUCAGGUCUCGCUUAUCCAUGAGUCCGGUGUCCAGUAUGCCUCAAUUCAAGUCUCUACUCUCAUGGAUCCAAUCAAAGCAAGAAACCUGCACGUUCAGGACAGAACAGCUACAAGUUUCCAGCUGUCCUGGUCCAGGUUGGCUGGAGACACAGGGCGCUACGUGUUGGAGUAUGCACCAUUAACAGAUUUAAGCAAGACCAUACAGAACGUUUUAAAUGGAGAUCUAACUAGUAUGUUCUUCAACAACCUAAACCCAGAUACCGUCUACCAGGUUACUUUUAUUCCUGACUCCAAGGGGCACUUUAACCAGGUGCAGCGUAUCAGAGUUUCCACACUUCCAGAAGUUAACCAGAGGAGACCUCUAUAUACUCGGGAUAUUACAACAUCAAGUUUCCAGCUGGACUGGUCAAGGGUGCCAGGAGACAAUGGACCCUACAUAGUGGAACUUGAAUUAGUGUCAGAUCCAAGGAGGAAACUUAGAAAGACUUUGCCUCUUGAACAGAUGAAUGUGAUAUUUAGUCAUUUAAGCCCAAAUACUCAAUACCGGGCCACUGUCUUCUCAGAGUCCAAUAUCCAACAUGUUCCACCUCAGAGCAUUCAAGUCUCUACACUUGAGGAACAACUUUCUCCAUUCCAAAUCUUAAUCUCUGACCCCAGUGCACACAGUUUCCGGGUGAGUUGGGGUCCCAACCUUGACAGUGUUGCUGGAUAUGAAAUUCAAUACGGACCGAUCCCCAGCAAUAUCGUACGAACCUUGCAGGUGGACAGCAGGGUGAAUAGCACUGUUCUGGAGAACUUGAGAUCCAACACAACGUACCUGGUUACAGUGUCUGCCAUCUUUAAAUCUGGCGGCGAGAAAGCUUUGUCUGCCAUAGCAUGCACCGAACACAAUGAGACAAAGGUAAAGUACCUGCAUUUAAAAGACCUGGGCUCCAGCACUGUGAAGGCCACAUGGGGAUCUGCAGAUGGAGACGUGCAGGGUUAUCAUGUACGGUGCAGAAGGCAAGUGGGCCGUUCCACAGUCAUCAGUGUAGCGCCACAGGCUAAAAGUAUAUAUUUGACAGACUUGGCAGAAGGAACCAUGAAUAAGAUCUGUGUCAUGCCUAUUUAUAAGGAUGGAGAUGGAAAAAAUCUGUGCCGAAAGAUUCAGAUGCAACCAGGAACAUCAGCGAACAACUAUUCAAGCAUAUCAACCCGGUAAAUGGAUGUUAAAAGAUGCCAUGAAGGCCAUCAUGAGUGGAGCCACAUGAAAGCCACAGGCUCUACAGGAUGAGAAACCUUCACUCUCUGGACGUUUCUACAGAAGGAAAACUACUGGGAGCAGAGCUUGGGCAUUUAGGCCUGUAGAAUAGACUAGAUAACCUAGUGCAGGCAUGCUCAACCUGCAGCCCUCUAGCUGUUGUAAAACUGCAACUCCCACAAUGCCCUGCUGUAGGCUGAUAGCUGUAGGCUGUUCGGGCAUGCUGGGAGUUGUAGUUUUGCAACAGCUAGAGGGUCGUAGGUUGAGCAUGCCUGACCUACUGUAACAUCCCCGUGGUCAACAAGAGUGACCAAAAUGAACCACUUCAUAACCACUUCAGACUGUUCCUAACAGUCAUUUUAAGGGGUUCUCCAGGACUAAAAAAAUUGAUGGCCUAUCCCGAUAGGCUGUUAUUAUCAAAUUGGUGGGAGGCAUCAACACUCAACACCCUCUGAACUGCUGAUUUGAAGAUGCCACAACGAUCCAGUGAGUGCUGCGUCUCCUUCAUUGUUUAACAGGCACAUCUAGGUACUUUUAGUAUUGGCUGUAUCUAGCACAACAACUCAGAGCAGCUCAGUCCAAUUCAAGUGAAAGGAAUUGAGCUGCAAUACCAGGUACAGCCUCUAUCAAAUGUACGACGCUGUGUCUGGUAAACAACAAAGGAAACCUGUGAUCAGUUGAUCGGCGGGGUUGAUAAGAAUCGUACCCCACUGAUCUCAUACUAAUAACUGAUCCGAAGGAUAGGCCAUCAGUAUUUCUACUGGAAAACCCCUUAAACUGUUAUGUCAAAGAAGGCUGGUUACCUGCUGUAUAAUACAAUGGACAUCUUGCCUCAACAUGGGCCUAGGAAAUGGUAUGGCUGAUAACUGAGGUCUUUGAAGAAGCAAAAGAUGAAUGUGUGUUUUUAUAUAACUGAGGAAAUCUGUUACAAAAACUCAUUAGCAUAAAGGAAUGCAACCAAGAUCAGAGUCGAGAG